Molecule: messenger RNA, 1908 nt
Organism: Linum tenue
Lineage: Eukaryota; Viridiplantae; Streptophyta; Magnoliopsida; Malpighiales; Linaceae
Source: the annotation of a GenBank genome assembly
AUGGGGGGCGGAGAAAUCAGUGGAGAAGUGAUAGGGAUAGACCUAGGCACCACCUUCUCCUGCGUCGCCGUCGCUCGAAAGGGUCACGCCGUCGAAAUCAUAACCAACGAUCAAGGCAAUCGAACCACCCCUUCUUAUGUAGCUUUCUCACCUCCCGCCGCCGGUUAUACCGAACGUCUCAUCGGCGAAUCCGCCAAGAAUCAGGCUGUACGCAACCCCCGACGAACAAUCUUGGACCUCAAACGUCUCAUCGGGAAAAAGUUCGACGACCCAGAAGUCCAGAACGAUCUCAAGUACUUGCCCUACCCCGUCGUCAACAGGGACGGAAAGCCUUGCGUCGAAGUCGAAGUUAAUGGCGAGCUGAAAACCUUUACCGCGGAAGAAAUAAGCGCCAUGGUGCUGCUGAAAAUGAAGGAGACCGCGGAAUCGUACCUUGGGAAGGAAGUAACCAAGGCCGUGGUCACCGUCCCUGCCUACUUCAACGACUCCCAGAGGCAAGCGACCAAAGACGCUGGCAUCAUCGCCGGGCUCAACGUUGUACGGAUAAUCAACGAGCCCACGGCCGCUGCCCUAGCUUAUGGUGUGAAACAAGAUCCUGACACAAAGAGGAAUAUUCUCGUUUACGAUUUAGGUGGCGGGACGUUCGACGUCAGCGUUUUGGAGAUCAACAACGGCAUAUUUCAGGUACGGGCCACAGGGGGUGACACGCAUCUCGGUGGUCGAGAUUUCGACCAGAAUGUAAUAGACUACUUUGUCGAUCGGAUUAGGAAAAGGUUCGCAAAAGAUGUUAGUGAAGACGACCCGAAAGCUAUGGCGAAGCUGCGUAGGGAAUGCGAGAGGGCGAAAAAGGUACUGAGCACUCAGACACAAACUACGGUGGAGAUUGAUUCCCUGAUACAAGGGAUGGACGACUUCUCCGAGCCAUUCACGAGAGCGACGUUCGAGGAUUUGAACAUGAAUCUCUUCAAGAGGACACUGGACGUGGUGAAGUCGACGCUGGUCGAUGCAAAGCUGGACAAGGACGAGAUCGACGAGAUCGUGUUGAUUGGUGGAAGCACGAGAAUUCCCCGGGUGAGGGAGAUGUUGAAGAAGGCGUUCGAUGGGAAGGAGCCGAGCAAAGGGAUCAAUCCCGACGAAGCUGUGGCUUAUGGUGCAGCUGUCUAUGGAGCCAGUCUCAAUGGCGACCAAGCCGGUAAUCAUACAGGUGUUAUUCUAUUUGAUGUCACUCCCUUGAGUUUGGGGAUCAGAAUCCUAAACAAUCUGAUGCAUGUAGUGGUGCCCAGAAAUACUGUCAUUCCUACAAAGAAGUCGCGCGCAGGAUUCGUACCCGCCAAACCUGUUCAUGGACAGCGAACUAGUGUGUCUAUUCAGAUAUUCCAAGGUGAAAGAGCCCUGACCAAUGACUGCCUUCUGCUCGGAAGCUUUACGUUGACAGGCGUUCCAUCGGGGGGAGAAGGAGAACCAUCUAUUGAGGUGACAUUUGAAGUUGACGCGGAUGGAAUCUUGAGCGUGACGGCCAAGUAUGGAGCAACCGGCGGCGGGAAUUCUAAAACCCUCACCAUCGACAGCUACACAAGGAAUUUGAGUUCGAGGGAGAUCGAGAGGAUGAUCAGAGAAGGGAGGGAGAUGGCCGAGCAAGACAAGAAGGAGAGGACACGUGUUAACGCGAGGAACCGAUUGGAGAGGCACAUUCAUGAUCUGAAGGAGGCAUUGGCUGAUGACAAGCUUGAUGAUCACCUGGAAGAUGGUAUCAAGACCGCGGCGGCGAAGAGGGCGUUGAGAGAAGUUUCGGAGUGGUUUGGUAACAACAAGAGUACUGCAUGCGCGCAAGAGUACGAGGAUAGAAGUCAGAAGUUGGAAGACUUGUUUAGCCAAGUUUUCUCUGAUGGUCAAGUCUCGUUAGGUUAG